UCUGGAGCAGUGGAGGAAGCCCGGUGCGCCUCGUAUGUUUUUCUUGUGCUCACCUCGUUGGUUUUUACGGCGGAUGCACGCUGGUAUCACAACAUCAGAGCUCGCCGAGGGCGCGCGGAAAGUUCACCACAAAGUCUGUGUGUGUGUGUGUGUGUCUGUGUGUGUGUGUGUGUGUGUGGUUUGACGCUCAUGUGUGCUCAGUCUGUCUAAUAGAGUGACCCCCCAGCGCGCUGUUUAAAGGGAAGACAAGAGAGCUGAGUCAACGAAUCACAAGGAGAAGGAUGCAACAGUUGAUGUGCGCGAGUUGCAGUUUCCGUGCAUUUGGAGGCACGCGGAGGAUGGUGGCUUUGAUCUGUGUGGAGCAAAGAGUGGAUGUUUUGCUGCUUUAUUAAAACCCCUCAGCUGUCAGAUUAAACACAAAGACCCACGCGUUUAGUUCGAGGCUGUCCACUCGCGCGUCUUUCCUGCACCAAAAUGGACAUUUGGACAGACCCGCAUUUGGAGGGACUUCAUGCUCUGCUGGAAUGAAGUUGGAGCGGGGACUUGGGAUGGUCUGCGGCGGCGAGUAGCAGCGCAGUCUUGCACCAACAUGCAUCGGAUUCUGCAGAGGAGGCGAGUGCGCAAGCUGCGGGUCGUCUGGGCUUCUCUGGCCCUGGUGGCUCUGUCUCUGGCCGCAUGCAGCGCGCUGUUCACGGCUUGGACUUGGCGACAGACGCGGGACCUGUCCCAGUCCUUUAAGAUCCUGCAGGACCGAAUGGAGCAGGUCAAUACACAGAGGAAGGCCAUUGUUCAGCUCAUUCUGGAGAAGAGAGAGCUGCUGGUGGGGCAGAGAGUGAAGAGAGACGGGGGAGCGCUGCGAGGGAGGAAUGGAAGUGGAAAGAAAGCAGCGUCUCAUUUUGAGAUAACCAAAGUCUCCUCUCAGCAAGUUGGAGAGGGAGGCGUGAUAAAGGGUUGGGAAGAGAGGACGUUGAAUAUGAGUAAAGCAGUGAGGUACAACAAGGAACAAGGCACCUUCACUGUGGAGAGAGCGGGCGUCUACUUCCUGUUCUGUCAGGUGUUGUUCAAUGAGCAGCAGUCUCAGUAUGUGAAGCUGGAUGUGGUGACCAGCGGCCAGAGGCCUCAGAAGCUGCAGUGCAUGGAGGGUUACGGGACGACCCCCUCCGCCGGGCCGCACCCUUUCCACUUCCUGAAGCCCUGCCAGGUGUCCGGCCUCCUGCGACUGGACAAAGGCACGGAGCUGCAGGCCAUCACAGGCUCGUCCUUCAGACUCCACAAUCUGGGCAACCCGUCAGCCUCGCCUCACAUCUUCAGCAUCUUUAAAGUCAACUGAAGCGUGGAUCCUUUUAACGCAAACUCAUCUGAGAACAUCAAAACUUUUUGUGUGUCUGGAUGAGAUCUUUUUUCUAUACGGUUAAACAGUCAUAAGCAGUCGGGGCAUCACAUCUGGCCAUAGCUGCUUCCCAAAGACGUUAAUUUGAAAGACAAACCUGACAUUUGUGGAAGUUGUUGUGGAAUUUUUUCUCUGGACAGCAGCGCUGUUUUGGAACGCAAAACACAGACUUUUGGAUUUAAACCAAGACCCGAAGUGGACGAAAUGCCUCGAUGAACGUCUGCCGAGAGAACAGAUGUGAUGGAAGCUGUUUUGUAGAUAAAGGGCUUCAUAUAAAAAGAAAAAUACUUGGAUGUUCAUUUUAGCCUUCGUAUCCUGUAAUAAAUUGUGCUUACACUCUCUUUAUAAGACUGACAGUAAAGCUGUGCAUGCACCUUCCACUUUUAUAUCGCCAGUGCCUCGAGGAGCUGAGAGCACGUCCGCAAGCGUCCAAUCUAGACACUAUAAAUGGCCGUCAUGAGCUGUCAGUGAUAUUUUAUACGUCUGUGUGUGAAUCUGAUGAAUCAAACAGUUCUUGUUUAUACUGAUUUUAUGAUCUUUACAAUGCAAUGUGUGUCUGAGUGUGAAAUUAAGUCUUUUUUUAAAACUUUGUAUAUACGUCACACAUAUUUUACUCUGCGCAUAUCAAGUCAGAAGCUGGCAAAAAAAGGGGACAUUUUAAAUAACAUGGAUGUGAAUUUGUGCUCUUUCUUCUAAGGUCAGAUUUGACUGUAAGGUAUUUGUAUGUAUAGUACUGGCUUGACUUUUGGAAAGUACUUGCAAGUUUCAGUAAGCAAAGCAAACAGGUAUAAAUACAGUGGUGUCUCUCUUUUCUGCCUUUUUUAUUGGUUUAAUGGAUCGUCAGAUAAUUGUUAAUUUAGUAUUAAGAGCUGGUCUUUAAAAAGUACUGGAAAUUCCCUCAUUCGUCCAAAGCUAUAGUGAAAGUAAGGGUGCUUUCACACCUGCCCUGUUUGGUUCAGUCCAAUUGAAUUGAAGUUCGUUUGUCGCCUAAGCGUGGUCCGUUUGGGCAGGUGUGAACACAGCAAUUGCACUUGGGUGUGCGCCAAAACAACCGGACCAAGACCUUCUUGAAGAGGUGGUCUCGGUCCGCUUACAAAUGAACUCUGGUGUGGUUCUUUUGUGGUGAGAACAUGUUCCGACCUCGAGCCGAGGUACUGCCUUAAUAUGCACAUUCAGCACAUCCAAUGCAUCACAACAUUGUUUUCUAGUUGGAGCCGCGCCUCGUUUUCAAACUGUAUGGUCUGACUAAAAUGAACAAUGACAGCAAUAUAGUCCACGAUGAGCAGCGCUAAAAUCAACCUGUGUAGUUGUCCCUCCAUUGUGACAUUAGAAAGUGUCACAUUUAUCUUGCAAGUGUACUCUUCUUCAACAUUUUGUUUACUUCCAUGGAAAUUCUGACCAAUCAAGAGCAGCUUUCUUACGCAAGGUAUUUUAUCUGGUCCGCUCGUAAAUGCUGCCGUGAGAACACGAACCAACUCUAGGCAAUUAUACAACUUUGUAACAAAUUAAGUCCCUGAUUUGGGCCAAAGCAAGACAACUCUAGGUCUGAAAGCACCCUUAAAGUUGAUUUUAAAUAUUACAAAGAUUUUGUUUGUUUUUUUUAAAAAAAAGAACAUUAUCCAGAACAAAAAGUCUUAAUAUUAGUGUUAGUAGUAUGGCUUGGUAAUAUAUCGAUACUGUGAUAUGAGACUUGUGGCAGUCGGUGUUACAGUGUUUGAGGCAUACACCGAUUACAUUACUCGCCCACUGCCGCCACCAUUUCAUUUUUUUUUUUUUACUAAACGACAGAUACUACUUAACUGAAAGUGUUUUCUCAGUACAGCAGAGUUGCAGCUCACUUAUCGUUACGAGAGUAAGAAGAGUUGACGGACAAGAUGAUGGUGGAGGAUUUGGUGUCAAAGCAACAAGCAGAAACGCCUCUUUGGCAAUAUUUGAGAUGUAAACCCUAUCUUAAUUGGGAAUCUGAUAACAUUACUGAUGGAAACGGAGUUCAUUACAUCCAUUGAUGUAUAUAGAGAACUGGAUAUAGCAUCAGAGGUGGACCUUGGCACAUGACGAGUUUGACUUCCUGGAUCUUCUGCAACCUUUGGCAAUCGAGUAAGCGCACUAGAAACUUCGGCUGGCCGAGCUGCUAACUUCCAGUUUAGCCUUCUGCUAGCUUGAUGUGGCUCUUCUAGACUUUUGAAAAGUUAUUGGAUCAAAUUCCAAUAGUGAAACAAUAUUCGCAGGGGUAAAAUGUGAUGACUUACAGACGAUAUAAGUUUCACAAUAUAAGUCUACGUAAAAAAAAGUCUUUUGGGCUCAGUGGCAUCACAUGACAGACUUGCAAUUACAGACUUGCAAUUACACGGUUUGGCCGCUAUGUCCAAUUAUCUUGAAUGCCCGGCGCACUUAGCAGAAGAAGAUAUACUUAAUGAAUCCAAGAUUAAUCCCAAUUUUUUUCACUCUGUUGUCAUAUACAUACGUGCCUGAAAUACACACACAUGCACGAACAGGACCUAUACAUGCAUCAGACAAAGAGAUGUCAGCGUUAGGGGGCUGCUAAUAGACAAGCACCCCGGGCAGUUGGGAGUUUGGUGCCUGCAGUGCCCAGGAGGCAGGCUGGCACCUCUCCAGCUACCAGUCCACACUCCAUAUUUGGUCCAGACGGGUACUUGAACCAGUGACUCUGGUUCCCAACCCAAGUCCCUAUGGACUGACCUACUGCCACCCUUUCCUGUAGGGCCUGGUGGCAUCCCAGAUGUCGUCUUAGGUUUUGGAUGUCAUAAUAUCGUCAAUGUUGUCUUUUCCUAGUUUUUAAGAGUGCAUUACAGUAAAGUGAUGUCAUUUCCUGAACUUACCAGACUAUUCUAGCUUUUCUAUUGUUUGCCUUUACCCACUAACUCAUUACAUCCACAUUUCUGAUGAUUAUUUAUCAAAAAUGUCACUGUGAAAGCACCAAAACUUAACGCUACAUUACUGUCAAACUAUCGAUAAAGGUAUUUAGUCAAAAAUAUCAUGAUAUGUGAUUUCCUCCAUAUCGCCUGGCCCUUAUUUUACCAGUAUAAAGAAGAGUGUUAAUAUAAGCCAGUAACAAAACAAGAGCAGCAGUCUGAUGUACAAUACUGACACUAAUUUACACAAAUAAUUUACAGUCUAUGCUCACAAUGACAACAGUAACACGCUGAUGGUUAGCAGGUGUUAUGUUUACCACGUUCACCACCUUAUUUUAGCAUGCUAAAAUGUUGCUAGUUAGCAUUAAACACAAAGUACAGCUGAAGCAGAUGGGAGUGUUUGGUUUUGAAGGUGUUUGGCCAUGAACCAAAAGACUGGAGAGAUAAAAGUAUAUUUAGUAUGUUUUUGCCCUUGAAUGACUCGAAUUAGUUUCUAAUUUAGAAGUGAAACAUUUGUCCUGACCUAUGAACAGCUCUGAAAAACAUGGAAAAGAUCCAACCUGCACCCAUGAAUCUGGAAAAUGACUCCAUUUAUCUAAAUUAUACAUCAUGAUAGUCUCGCAGACAGUAACUCAGAAGUUCUGGUUUUAUAAUUUGGGAAGUUUAAGAGUUUAAAAUCCAAGUUAAACCCAAGAUUCAUCGUAUAAAGUGACUGGCUUUUUGUUCUGAAAGGUUUCUCAGUCACGUUGCAACUUUCUGUCACUUUAUUUUUAUCUCUUUUUCGAAAUGACACUCCAUCUUCCAUUCUCUCAUAUGCUGCUGCUGCUUUCUGUAAUAUUCCCCGCUACAAUACAAACAGUGUGUAUUUCUAGCAGUGGGUUCAGCACUCCCACUCUUGUUUAUAAGUAGUUUUUGUGGACGGACCGCAGUGGUUUCUCCUCAGCACUUUACUGCAGCGAACGUAGUGUUUUUAAUUGGAGCCAAACAUUCAUGUUUUCAGAUGGAAAAAUGUUAGAUUUUGAGGUGUAGAUGUUAUAUCCUGUUUGAUUUCCUCAUCGUUUUCCUCUUCCCUUUUGUGUCUCAGUCAUCCCCCCCACCCCCACACACCCCCUCACACCCCCGUGCACCUCAUAUUUCCCUGUCAGCACCGAUCAGACCGCACACACACACACACACACACACUGAGUCCCCUGAGUGUCCUCUGCACACACACCAGAAGCCAUCUAAAUUUUCACUUCCUGAAUUUGAACCUGAACCACAUAGCUGAAGGUCUUUGAGGAAAAACAUGCCUCGUCCCUCCACACAGACACACACACCCACACACACACACACUUCCCUGCCCCGAUUCCUAUAUUUCGAAAUGUCAAAGUUUAUUACCACCUCGGAAAAUCUUGUGAAGUCUUGUGAAGAAGCUCUCUGUAAAGUGAUGAUGUAUGCAACGCCUGGACGUUUCUUUUUUAUUAUUUCUCCUGAACUCACUCAUCAUAAAUGUUAAAUAAA
Molecule: messenger RNA, 5763 nt
Organism: Epinephelus moara (kelp grouper)
Lineage: Eukaryota; Metazoa; Chordata; Actinopteri; Perciformes; Serranidae
Gene: tnfsf12
Product: TNF superfamily member 12
Exons: 6
Coding region: 512-1330 (272 amino acids)
Biological process (GO): immune response
Cellular component (GO): membrane
Molecular function (GO): receptor ligand activity; tumor necrosis factor receptor binding
Source: RefSeq, a predicted model, not a curated record